CGCUGGGGGGGGGGGGGCGGCUCGCGGCUCCGGCUCGGCCUCGCGCUGGCUGCGGCGAGUCUCGGUCCUGAGGGCGGCCGACGCGGCUGGCUCGGUGACGAUGAGGUUUCUGCUCGUUCUCCUGGUGGCGGCGUCGGCGGUGGUCCGGAGCGAUGCCUCGGCCAACCUGGGCGGCGUGCCUGGCAAGAGACUAAAGAUGCAGUACGCCACGGGGCCGCUGCUCAAGUUCCAGAUUUGUGUUUCCUGAGGUUAUAGGCGGGUGUUUGAGGAGUACAUGCGGGUUAUAAGCCAGCGGUACCCAGACAUCCGCAUUGAAGGAGAAAAUUACCUCCCUCAACCCAUAUAUAGACACAUAGCAUCUUUCCUGUCAGUCUUCAAACUAGUAUUAAUAGGCUUAAUAAUUGUUGGCAAGGAUCCUUUUGCUUUCUUUGGCAUGCAAGCUCCUAGCAUCUGGCAGUGGGGCCAAGAAAAUAAGGUCUAUGCAUGUAUGAUGGUUUUCUUCUUGAGCAACAUGAUUGAGAACCAGUGUAUGUCAACAGGUGCAUUUGAGAUAACUUUGAAUGAUGUGCCUGUGUGGUCUAAGCUGGAAUCUGGUCACCUCCCAUCCAUGCAACAGCUCGUUCAAAUUCUUGACAAUGAAAUGAAGCUCAAUGUGCAUAUGGAUUCAAUCCCACAUCAUCGAUCAUAGCCCCACCUAUCAGCACUGAAAACUCUUUUACAUUAAGGGAUUUUUUGCAAGAGCAGCGUGACUGACAUUAUGAAGGCCUGUACUGAAGACAGCAAGCUGUUAGUACAGACCAGAUGCUUUCUUGGCAGGCUCGUUGUACCUCUUGGAAAACCUCAAUGCAAGACAGUUUUUCAGUGCUGGCACAUUUUGGAAUUCUGCACAUUCGUGGAGUGCAAUAAUACUGUAUAGCUUUUUUUUUCUUCCCCACAUCCACUCAGUUAACAGUUUUUAAGAAAAAUGUAGACAUUACCACUUGUACCUUUUUUUUUCCUUAGUCAUAUUUGGAAAAGUAGAAAAUUGAGUUAUAAUUUGACUUUCUUUUCAAAGAUGCCUGUUAAAUCUGUUGUGAUUUUAUAUGAAUUUUCCUUUUUUUAUAGUUUAAAAUCGAUCUUUUUGGGAACACAGCUGAAGUUCCCACAUGCUCUAAGAGUUUAUCAGGCAUCUUUAAUUUGGUCAUGUCCAAUUUCUAUAGUUUUCAAAAUACUGCAGAUUGUGAACAGUGCAUUAUAUGAGAUUAUGGGGGGAAAUCCUAUAUCCAGAGUACUCUACCAAUUUGUGUGUAUGUGCGUGUGUGCGUGUGUGAUUACCAGAGAAUUACUAAAAGACCAACUGCUUUUUAAAUACUGUUAUGUAGUUCAAGUGUCUUGCCUUGACCAAUCUAAUGAGUUGAUUAACUGGGCCUUUAUACUUAAUAAAAAACUAAGCAGAUGUAAGUUAAAAAGUUUGAAUUUAUUGCCCAGCGUACCUAUUAACAUAUUUAAAAGUUGUCUUCCUCAAUUUUUUUGAAUUCCAGAUAAUUUCAUAAGGAACAUACUUUAGUUUGAUAUGCAAAUAAUAGAUCAUUUACCAUCUUUAGGAUAAUGAAUCAGUUGAAAGUUCAGUUAAACCUCUUUACACUUCAUUUUAGGUGAAUGGAGACUAUUUGUCUAAUAAUUUAACUUAACAUCAUAUAUCAGAAUUUUAUUAUAUUUAAGGAACAAAAUCAAAAAGUUUUUAUUCAGUGAAUUUAAUAUCUUUCCAGAGUUCUAUAAUGAUAGUUUUUUUUUAAACAAAACCUUAAACUGCUGGACCAUAAGGGUAAUUUAGCAGAAAUAGGAUCAUAAUGUAGAAAAAUAGUCAAGUAUCAACAUAUUUUAGAUUCCAUAUGGGAAUAGACGUGUAGGUCUAGAUUUGUUACUAGAAAUAAAGGGAUUUGAGGAAAAAUUAUGAGACCAUUCAACAUUUGGUCUUACAGACACUUAGCACAACCCCUUAUACUUCACUUAUCACUGAAUAUUUGUUGAAUUGAUGUUUGGUAAUCAUGAUUUUAUAUUCCCAAGGUGGAACAUGCUGUAGUAGUCUCUAGCUAACAGGAAAUUAGUCUGAUGAUUCACUGCAGAAAAUUGAUUAAAUGACUUCUUUUAAUCAAGACUGCACAACUGUUAACCUAAGUUGAUACAGUGGCAAGCGUCCAUAGAGGUUACGUUGGAACUUCUUGGAAGUUAUUAUUCAUGUGUAAUAUUUUAUGUUUGAUUAGCCUUGCUUAAAGGCUAGUCAGGCUUAAAGCCUCACUACUUUUCAUUUGUAGCAGCCCAAAUAUCUGUCUUCUGCAAGUUGAACACAGAGCUCAGUGUUAGUGUAGGGCCUUUUCUUUAGUUGAUGGCCAUUCCAAUAGUGAUAAAUUAACCUUUGGGCAUUUAGAACUUCCAAACUCGAGCCUUGGAUGUUCCUAUGUAUCUGACAGGUUAGGCUUCAAAAGCAUAAGAUUAUAUCCUAACUUUUUUCAUGUUUGUCUUGGGUGAAUAACAUGUCUUUUGGAGAAUAGCUUUAAGUGGCUUAGACACUGAUAAAACUCAGUGUGUUAUUUUUUGUACACUCAUCAAUAUUGUUUUAUCUUUAACCAUAUUUAAAUCUAGGAUUUAAUAGAGUCUACUGGAAAAAUUAGUGGAAAGCAUGAAUAUAAAAACCAAUAAGGAAAAGGGGAAAGUUAAAAAAACUAUUUAGAAGAAAAUGAAACUAUUUAGAACUAAUUUUAUUAUAUUUCUAACAUUUCAGAAUUUAUUAGUUGCUUACAAAUUGAUGUGGCUGUGUAAUUUAUAAAUGUUUAUGUAUUAUAUUUAAUUAGGAGACUGUAGAACAUUACAACAGAUUGGCUAAUGUUACUGGGUUUUUUUUUUUGUUUGUUUUUGUUUUUUGUUUUUUUUUAAACCAGAGUUGCUGUUGUGGAAGAAAUUACUUGUUAGAUUAAUAAAAGAAUGUUGGCAAAACAUGGUUUUAUACCUCAGAAUCCAGAUGUGCAAGGCAAAAUAUGCUUUCAGAUUAUGAAUACUUUUCUUAAGGUAUUAACAUUAAUGACAGCAGUUGGUUAGCCUUUUACCAUUAUCAAAAUACAACAGGAUUCCAAUGAUUAUUCUUUCUUAUUUUGAAUGUUGUUUCUUUGGGACCUUGAUUGGUUGGCAUUUUAUCAGUGUCAUAAUUUUAAAUAAUUCAGAUUUUAAAACCAGCCUGCAGAAUUUUUAAGCAUGAUUUGAUGAUAUUCAAUACUAAGGCUUUUAAAAAAAAUUUCUUGAGAGAAAUGUGAGGGAUUGUAAAGUUUAGGGGCUUACUAACACAUGUGAAAAUAAACUUAUAUUAAGCUGAUGUAAAAGGAACCUCUUUUUUGUGGAAUUAAAUCUGUGCUAGAGCACUUCACGUGAUAACUGUAUUUAGGAAAUUUUAUUUGUAAAAGUCGUUGGUAUCAAAUAGUAUGUUCGCUUUCUAAUUACUUCUUAACCAGUGCUAACACAUCCCCUCGCCUUCUCAAUCUGGCACUCAAGCCUUACUGCUCUUGGACCUUACACUACUUCUCAAGCCUUAUGGUCCUCUUGGUGUUGCCGAACUAACAACAGCUCUGGUGUAAUUCUGUGCUUGUUUGGAGCAGGGAGCAGCAGUUUACAUCAUUGUCUGUCCCCAACCUCCAGAAUUCCUGAGAAAGUAAUACUGAUAUUCCCAAAUCUAGAGAAAAAAUAGUAGGAGGACCUUCCCUCUCGACUACAUAGAGACAGCAAUCUCAGAAGAGAAAACAAAGCUCGGAUUUUUUUUAAAAAAGAUUUUAUUUAUUCAUAUGAGACAGAGAAAGGAGCAGAAACAUAAGCAGAGGGAGAAUCACGCUCCCUUAGGAGCUUGAUACAGGACUCAUCCCGGGAUCAUGAUCUGAACCAAAGGCAGACACUCAGAGUGAUCCAGGUGUCCCAAAGCUCAGAUAUUUUUUAAUAAUUCAGGUGAGCCUUUUCCUUCACAGACCUUGGCUCUUUUUUCUUAGGCUUCGGAAAAGCCAAUAGAGACUCCUAUCCAAACUGUAUCUUGAAGAAAAAUAUAAACUGGUCUCAGAGUGGGAAGAGUGAUAAGUCACCUACUCUCUAUCAAAGCUUAUGGAAUGUCUUCUGUUGCCUAUGUAAGCUUGAGCAAAAUAAAAAGAAACAUGAUAAC
Messenger RNA from Nyctereutes procyonoides (raccoon dog), 4174 nucleotides. RefSeq names its product selenoprotein T (gene SELENOT). The record is from RefSeq and is a predicted model, not a curated record. Gene Ontology annotation, molecular function: thioredoxin-disulfide reductase (NADPH) activity. Gene Ontology annotation, cellular component: endoplasmic reticulum membrane. The transcript is spliced from 6 exons. NCBI's taxonomy places the organism in Eukaryota, Metazoa, Chordata, Mammalia, Carnivora, Canidae. Gene Ontology annotation, biological process: cell redox homeostasis.